UAAGCAACAAAACCCUAGGCCAAACCAUUGAUGACCUCCCAAACCCUAGCCCCGUCCCCAAUGGCGAGCCACCAAACCGGUGCCCCUUCUUCCCCUACCGCCUCCUCCUCCUCCAAGAAGAAGAAGAAGCACCGCAAGGCCGUCGACGUCACCGUGGACGCCCCUUCUUCCCCUACCGCCUCCUCCAAGAAGAAGAAGAAGCACCGCAAGGCCACCGACGUCACCGUAGACGCCCCUUCUUCCCCUACUGCAGCCUCCUCCAAGAAGAAGAAGAAGCGCAAGGCCAUCGACGUCACCGUAGACGCCUCCUUCGCCGCCGCCGCCGCCGCCCCCGUCGUCGGCUACUUCCCCACGGGCUACGACCCUCUCGCUGCCGCCGAGCCCCCACGCGCGCGGCUGUUCCGCCACGAAAAGCACUCUAACCGCGUCGAUCUCGUGGUGAGCGCCCCCGGUGGAGGGCUCGACUUCGUUGGCCGGAGCUACGCCGGCGAGACCGCCGCGCCGCAUCUCUGCGGCUAUGCCCUCGGCGUUCUCGACAAGGCCUCCGGCACCCUCAAGGUCGUCCCCAUAGCUGCCAACAAGAUUUUGAGGCUAGAGCCACAUUUUGAAGAGCAGAAACCGGCGCAUUCAGAGCAGUCAGCAGCAGAAGCAGGCUCAUCUGUAGCAAAUACUGAAGUGAAGAGACAGCAACUUACCGAGGCUUAUGGAACCCAGAAAGACAAAGUCAAGGAUAAUAAGUGGAAGUCAUUAAAGGAAGAAACAAAUGAUCCUGAUGCUUAUUUAGGCCUUGAGCUUGGAGAUUCCAAGACCACUGCAGAUGCCACUGACAGUCAGGCAUCAGUAACUGUUCGCAACAUUCCACCUUAUGAUCCUGCUGCAGAUACAUCAGAAAAGGCAUAUCUUUUUGAUGAGAUCAUUCCAAAGAAUAUACGGCCACACCUCUUAGAAAUUGUGGGACAUUUUGAAUCAGGAGAAAUUAGUUCAAAAGGCUAUGGGAGUUUUGUUUCAAAUCGUGUGAAUAAGUUGCAGCACCUUAAGGGUGAAGGUAAGGAGAGGCUUGCUUGGAUACUGUCCUACAUCACGUAUCUCCUGUCUUUGUUGGCACGGAACAGCGCCAUGUCCAAGCGCGACAGAAAGGAAAACCUUAGUCAUGGACCCACGAUCCCACCGAACGUGCACCGUAACCUGCUGCUGAUGUUUACGGAGCCAGGGUCUUCUGCCUUGUCGACAGAGAAACACGAGCUUCUGAUCAAUUACAUUUUGGUACUCACACUUUAUGCUGACAACUUCACAUCCUCCCCUGCGGACAUAUGUGAGGACCUGAAAAUGACCCGGGAGAUGCUUAAACCCUAUUAUCUCCAGCUGGGAUGCAAGUAUGGUUCAGCAGGUGCCUUUAAACCCUCAGUGAUAACACUUCCAGCCCCCCUCAAGUUUCCCCAAGAACCCACAAGGAAAAGGGGAAGACAACGUAGGAGAUGAUUGGUUGUGACAAGGAAGGCUGUUCCAAGAUAUGGUGGCCGGAAGUGCAUCACUACUGUCGAAAUUAUGCGCCCUGGGCACAGUUUUUGUGAUGUACUCAAGAUGUUUUUUUCUCCAUUUUCACUCGGAAGUUGCUAUCAGAAGAAAAAAGAAGCAUAUUACUUGUGUAUUGAGCUAUUUGCUUGCCUACCGAGAUAUUAUUUUGAUGCUACCUUCUUUGAUUAGCAUCUAUUCAUCUGUUCCUUACUGUAUAAGGCUUUUUGGCAAACUGGUAAUGUGCUGUAUUGGAGUGCUCCAGUUCUAUAAUACAGCUCAUAUUUGUGCACUUGAA
Messenger RNA from Brachypodium distachyon (stiff brome), 1810 nucleotides. Its product is annotated as DNA-directed RNA polymerase I subunit rpa49. Gene Ontology annotation, molecular function: DNA binding. Bases 31 to 1479 code for a protein of 482 amino acids. The transcript has 4 exons. The record is from RefSeq and is a predicted model, not a curated record. NCBI's taxonomy places the organism in Eukaryota, Viridiplantae, Streptophyta, Magnoliopsida, Poales, Poaceae. Gene Ontology annotation, biological process: RNA polymerase I preinitiation complex assembly; transcription elongation by RNA polymerase I; nucleolar large rRNA transcription by RNA polymerase I. Gene Ontology annotation, cellular component: RNA polymerase I complex.